Messenger RNA from Ambispora leptoticha, 330 nucleotides. The record is from the annotation of a GenBank genome assembly. Lineage: Eukaryota; Fungi; Glomeromycota; Glomeromycetes; Archaeosporales; Ambisporaceae.
AUGCCACGAAUAGCUUCUUCGAAUACUUUUCGUACAUUAACGCCCACUUAUGAUGAGCGUUCAAUAACCACAAAUUAUUCUUAUCAUGCUUCUACCACUAUUUCUCCUUCGAUAACACCACCUAUUAAGAAAUCAAAACAACCGCCAACCACUUCAACUGCAAUAGUGACGGUUACAACGCCUUCAAAUGCGGCUGAUGGAGAAACUGCUGGUAAACAAACUGUUGAAGCUUCACCUGAAUCACCAAUGGAAAAAGUCCAACCACAACAAGCAGCCAGCCAUCAAUGGAUCGGGAUUUUAUGUCUACCAACAAGAAGUAGCGAUCAAUAA